This is a messenger RNA of Diachasmimorpha longicaudata, 756 nucleotides long. RefSeq lists its product as uncharacterized. The transcript has 6 exons. The coding region runs from base 16 to 612 and encodes 198 amino acids. Lineage: Eukaryota; Metazoa; Arthropoda; Insecta; Hymenoptera; Braconidae. The record is from RefSeq and is a predicted model, not a curated record.
UGCCCUGGAAGUUUCAUGACAAACUUAAUAUUGAUACUGUCCACAACUAGUAACCCUCAAUUUUUUCUCGUGAACAUCAUGAAACCUACCACUUGCUGCAUCGUCUUGCUCUUAUUCUUCACGGAGUCUUUGGUGACUGCAUGCCGUCUAACAAUCGACGAUUUCAAGGGCCAGUUCGACAAAGAUGAUGUAGAUCAGGUUACUCUCACAGCACCGGUGAAUGGUCCGUGGGUAACAGUAACAUUGCAAAAUGGAACUAUAGUAGAGCCGGAACAAGUAGGUAGACUCUGCCACGACGGUAAAGGCGAUACAAGUAAAUUCGCAAUAAUGGCUGAGCUGCUCCGGAGAGCAGCGGGUAUCGAUGAUUGUGACCAGUUGGAAGCGGGCAAACCUUACAGGCGCAGUGAAGACUUUGAAACGGAUUGUGGUGAACUCGAGAAGUAUGUUCCUGAGGAUUCAUUUAAUAUAGUUGUCCUUAGAGGUGUAAUUCGAGAUCCUCCGGCGGGAUACGUCAUAGAUUCAAAGGAGGAAUGGGUGCAGCUGAGCAAUGAAGUUGAAUACGACGCUGCGCAUUAUCUCAUCUAUAUCACACUAUCUUUGGAGUCCUCAUAAAAAGGGGAUUUCCUUUUGGCAACAUAACAGUCACAUUGGAAAUUUAGCAAGAUAGUGUCAAUAAUGUAAUAGCGGGCUCAGAAAGUUGGUGGAAAUCAUCCAAUUUGUUAUAUAUUAUACAAAUAAAUUGAGCUAUAAACAAAA